Messenger RNA from Brienomyrus brachyistius, 5827 nucleotides. RefSeq names its product ATP-binding cassette sub-family G member 4-like. The record is from RefSeq and is a predicted model, not a curated record. Lineage: Eukaryota; Metazoa; Chordata; Actinopteri; Osteoglossiformes; Mormyridae. Gene Ontology annotation, molecular function: ATP binding; ABC-type transporter activity; ATP hydrolysis activity. Gene Ontology annotation, cellular component: plasma membrane.
ACUGCUUUUUAUCAACAACAUCUUCCAGCAUCACGUAUGUCUUUCCAUGCACAUGCAAUUAACGCCACAAACUAUUACGAAUGUCUUAUAACCGUCUUUUCUAUAUGAUUGAUAUGAUAUAUAUGCACAUGCACACACUUAAAAUAAAUGUUUGUCUAUGUGUUUACAACGGUAUAAAGAAAACAAGCAUUAUAUGUGCAUUGGAUUUCAAGUGUAUAUUUUGUCUACAUUGGGAACUUGGGUUUUUAUCGCGUAUAUGUCUGAAAUAGAUGUCUCUGCGUGAAAAGGAUAGGAUUAUAAGUAAAAAUAGCCACGGGCUCUUUAACUUGCAUAUUCAGAACGUGCCUCCUGCAGAUAUAUCUGCUCAGAAAAACUGCUAGUAACGCCCUAGAGCCGAGACAGGCUGGUGCGCUAUAGAGAUAGACAGAGAGACUCGGCGGCCAGAUAACGGCACAGUGCAGGAGGCUCUCACAAUCCAUAUAACCUGAGGAUCAAAAACUCAAUAUCCACGCUGGGAAAAAUGCCACUGGCAGCAUCGCCGAUCACGUGAAUGAUGAUUCUCCGUAAUACAUGUGUUUGGUCAAAACCAACAUUUUUUUGGUUAAAAUAGAUUGAUUUUGGAGCUUUCCCCCCCUUCACGAUGCAGUAUUGAUUUGCUAAAUUAUUCAUUAGAGGUAUUAUUUUUACGGGUGGAAUUUUAAUUUCUGCGAGAGCUGCUGUCUUUCGCGAGGACCGGGACAUGCAGGUCAUGCACAGCGGCUUGCGGAAGGAGAAGAGGGCUUUCGGGAUCUGUCAGGCUCCGAGCCGCGCCGGCAUGGAUGCGGACGCGCAGUGACUGCCCUCGCCGGCUGCUUCGGGGACAGAGCGGAGAGGAGCAGAAAUACACUGCAUUUGCGCAUCACGGGACAAGCCUAAAGUAUUGGUAUGGCUGAGAAGUCUCUGGAGCCUGGGUCGGUCUCCAUCCCAAUGGAAGAGUCCAUACGUAAUGGGGGAGGCCAGGAGCCGCCCCUGCUGACGCACCUGAAGAAGGUCGAGAACCACAUCACAGAGGCCCAACGCUUCUCUCACCUCCCCCGGCGCUCUGCCGUGGACCUGGAGUUCACCGAGCUGUCGUAUACCAUACGCGAGGGGCCAUGCUGGAGGCGAAGAGGUUACAAGGCCCUGCUCAAGUGUCUUUCCGGAAGGUUCUGCAGCCGCGAGCUGAUCGGUAUUAUGGGCCCAUCAGGGGCUGGAAAGUCCACCCUGAUGAACAUCCUGGCCGGCUACAGGGAGACGGGCAUGAAGGGGCAGAUUCUGGUGAAUGGGAAGCCCCGGGACCUACGUACCUUCCGGAAGAUGUCGUGCUAUAUCAUGCAGGAUGACAUGCUGCUGCCGCACCUGACCACACGGGAGGCCAUGAUGGUUUCCGCCAACCUGAAGCUGGAUGAGAACAUGGACAUGAAGAAAGAGCUGGUGAAUGAGAUCUUGACAGCACUAGGACUCCUGGAGUGUCUCCACACACGCACCAUCUCCCUGUCGGGGGGGCAGCGCAAGCGUCUAGCUAUUGCCCAAGAGCUUGUCAACAACCCGCCGGUUAUGUUCUUUGAUGAGCCUACCAGUGGGCUGGACAGUGCCUCCUGCUUCCAGGUGGUGUCCCUCCUAAGGUCUUUGGCCCUGGGUGGCCGCACCAUCAUCUGCACCAUCCACCAGCCCAGCGCCAAACUCUUCGAGAUGUUCGACAAGCUCUACAUCCUCAGCCAGGGCCAGUGCAUCUACAAGGGCACUGUCACGUACCUCAUCCCCUACCUGAAGGGCCUGGGUCUGCACUGCCCCACCUACCACAACCCCGCAGAUUUCAUCAUUGAGGUGGCCUCGGGGGAGUACGGCGACCUGAACCCUGUGCUGUUUGAGGCUGUGCAGGGGGGGCUCUGUACUCUGGAAAGCAAGAAGAACUCCAGUGAUAAGAGCGACCCGGCGUCCUCCAGUCUGUCGCAGUGUCACAAUGAUUCUGGACAUAUCGAGAAACACACCUUUGCCACGAACACCCUGACGCAGUUCUGCAUCUUGUUUAAGAGGACCUUCAUCACAAUCUGCAGGGACAUGGUGUUGACCCACCUCAGGGUGAUGUCUCACAUCUCCAUCGGGGUUCUUAUCGGCCUGCUUUACCUCAACAUCGGCAACGACGCCAGCAAAGUCUUCAACAACACUGGCUUUCUCUUCUUCUCCAUGCUCUUCCUCAUGUUCGCGGCGUUGAUGCCUACUGUGCUGACAUUCCCUCUGGAGAUGUCUGUGUUUAUAAGGGAACACCUCAACUACUGGUAUAGCCUGAAGGCCUACUAUUUGGCUAAGACAAUGGCAGACAUCCCGUUCCAGGUCAUCUGCCCCAUCAUGUACUGUAGCAUCGUGUACUGGAUGACUGAGCAGCCCCCGGAAGCAGGCCGCUACCUGCUCUUCAUGGCUCUGUCUACCUCCACCGCCCUGGUUGCCCAAUCUCUGGGGCUUCUGAUUGGAGCAGCAUCCACCUCACUGCAGGUGGCCACGUUUGUAGGUCCUGUCACUGCCAUUCCUGUGCUUCUCUUCUCUGGAUUCUUUGUUAACUUUGAUACCAUCCCCAAGUAUCUCCAGUGGAGCUCCUAUGUGUCCUAUGUCAGGUAUGGCUUUGAAGGUGUGAUCCUAUCCAUCUACGGGCUGAACCGCUCAGACCUGGAGUGUCCGAUGAAGGUCUGCAAGUUCCAGAAACCAGAGGAGGUGCUCCAGCUGCUAGACGUAGAGGACGCCAAACUCUAUGUGGACUUCAUGGUUCUGGGGGUGUUCUUCUUAACCCUACGGCUGGCCACCUACCUGGUCCUUCGCUACAAGGUCAAGUCAGAACGAUAGGCCUCCCAAACCUCCCCCCCCCCCCCCAGGACUACAUCACUCAUGUAUAAAACAGUCACACAUGGUUUUUAGAUCCUAUUUUUUAUCUUUGAAAACCGUCAGAUGCAUCAGAUUUGGAUGUAGUCCUUUUAUCCAUGUUUGAUUCGUGUUUUUGUGGACACUGGUGGGAGCUUCAGAGAAGGUGGCCCAGCUGACCAGCAUUCCAGGGAUGCUGCUAAGCAUUAUCCUCGGGGAACUGAUCACUGGAGCUACAGCAGAGGAAUGAGACGGAGCACAGAGGAGCAACUUUAUGACUUUUUUUUAACCUACUGCUGGCCUGGCAAUUAACAAACAAAAGGCUGCCGUCAUCUCUGGGGUUGUUGCAUAACUCAGUUUAAACAACAAAGUGUCUGUAAUGUAUAUUAUCUAGAGCCCACAGCUAGAUGUAAGAAGCAUCCGUGAAUAUUCCAGAAGGGAAUUCCAACGGAAUUUUCUUAAAGAAAUGUCAGGUGUACUUUUCACCCCUUCCUAAAUAUAUUUUUUAAAUAUUAUUACAGGAUCGGUCGGUUUGACAGUGAUCUGUUUCAUAUUAUUUGAAAUGGACUGACCUUUCAGAAAUGUAGGGUUUCUCUUUCGUUACCCUCCUGUUUCUCAAAACUGGAAUCCUCCCAAAACUAUUGACUACUAGAAAACUAUGCUUCUCAGAGGAUGCAGCUUUCUCCAGCACACCGAUCAAAAACCAAGGGACUCGCUUCCCAGUAUCCUGUUACCAGUGGGGAAACAUCUGACUGCGAGUUACCAUGGCAACACUGGCGUUCUGUUUAAACGGGUUCUGUUCAUCCCUCGUGGGUCUGCUGUCCUUGAUGAGGGAUUAAGAGAAUGUCCCAGGCUCAUACUGUCUGUGAAAACCUCGAUGGGGCCUUGCCACUCCUGCAUUCCAGCCUCUGCAUCAUGCCUUCCUAUGUGGCCUUCAGCCGCUGAGAAGAAAUGCUUCAGGAGCCGAGCUUUCAGGAAACCUCCCUGACGAUGUCGACAGGAGUUUACAACUCUGUUACUUCAAAAGGAAGAAGGGUUCACCAGCGCCACCUGGCAGUUCUCCUUAGAACCCAACAGCUCCUGAUGGUAGCUGAGCUCUCCCUGUGCAGAUUUGGUGAAGGGCAUGUCUUCCAUGUUCUCCGAAACUGUAAGCCAGUAUGCUCCCAAGAGGUUCCUGCUCUUCUCCUCCUUGCGUGGUCGGUCAGCGUCUCUUGAAUUUAUACCUCCUCCAAAAUCCCAGAGGAACAGAACUGAGGGAAAUCGAGGCGGCAUUAAGAAGUCACUCUGAUCACAUCCACUUGCUCCUGCAUGGGACAAGAUGCUGUUUCGGCAUCCUUUGGAAUAGGCUGUAGAUUCCCUUAACAGCCACUUGGGGCAGCAGAAUUUACAGUGAGCUGAGUGCUUGGUCAGAAAUGAAUUUGAUCAAAUUUUAAUUCCAUUUUCAACCAACGGUAAUUAAAGAGGGGACUGAAUCUACUGUUUCGUGUCACCUGUGGAAAUAGACCUAUAGUCCAAAUGGCCAUGCAUUGCUUGCCAUUAGACUUCGUUAAAAGAACGGAACAUAAAAGCAUCUGUGUUUGAGCACUUAUUUCUGUGGAAGCAGAGCUACAGACUCUGGGGAACUACCCAUAACAUGACUAGUUACCUAAAACCCGGAGACUUUCUAGGAGGUUAUCGGUGUGUGAAGUUUUAGCUGAUUGGGUCUUUUUCCCGUGUGUGCGUAUGUGUGCGCGCGUGUGUGUGAUUUUGUACUGAUGCAACGGCUCGGCUGAUGUCCGUAAAAGAAAGAAAACGUUACAGGACUUGUGUGUUGCCAUGCUGCUGCCCUUCAGUAAGAAAGAAACCUCUCGACACUGCUUCAUACCCUGCUCCCCGCACACAAGCUCACAGACAUAAGCUCACAGACACAAGCUCACAGACAUAAGCUCACAGACAUACACGCACAUACACACAAAAAAAGCCCUUUUGCCCUACAGAAGAUCCUCUUCGCUUCAGUGCAAUGCAAACUUAUUUAAUAAUAUAAACUAUACAAGUUCCUUUCCUCGAUUAUGAUGCCAAUAAUAGUAUGAAUAUGUAAUGGCUGUACAGUAAAUGUGUUACGAUGUAAACAUGUAUCCAUCCAUUUUUACUGUCACACCUGUCUUGUAUUUUUAUUUUUUAAUGUUUCUUUUUUUUAUUAUUUAAAUCGAAAAAUGGAAUAUACAACCAUCAGAGUCUGUUUCCCAGAUGCGUUGUGGAUUAGUUCAAAGUCUCCGUUUAUAAGGACUCUUAGUUUUUUUAUCGUAAUCGUUAAAAAAAAAAAAAAAAGAAAAACAACGGAUGGAUUAACAGAUUUCCCCUAAGCUAACGGUGGCAUAUCCGGUGCUGCCCCGUCUCUGACACAGCUGAGAUGGGCCCUGGAGCUGGAAGAAGGUCUCUUUACGUGUGAACGGUGUCCGCAACAGCUGGUACCCAUUUUGCAUGGGUCCCGGCUUUAGCGUACAGCUCACAGUGGCUAUUCCCCGUUCGAGGAUUCAGACCCAUACAUUUCCGUAGUUUUCUUUCUCUUGUAUGUGAAAUAUGUACAUAUUUCAGGUCUUGCUUCAAACAGCACUAUAUCUAUGUCAAAUAUGUUGCAUAUGUUGAAUUAUGUCCCUUUAGCACUUAACCAGACUUGUACAGCCAUGGAUUCCCACCUCCCCAAUAUUUCACCCCUAUCAGGUGACCCAUGAUCAUUGUGUGUUUUUUUAAGCAUUUUUCGUUGGUCCCACUCACCAGGGACGGAUUACGGACCGGGCCAGCGGGGCCGCUGCCCAGGGGCCCUUGGGGUGCAGGGGGCCCGUGGGGCCCCUAGCCCAAAACAAUUUGCAACGCUUAUCAACAAUGUAUUUUCGUUUGUCUAUUUUAGAGGGCCUACAUUCUUUGAUCCUCUGCCUACAAGGGCCCCUGACCCUAUAGGGAGGGCGUUUGGCUGCCA